Messenger RNA from Loxodonta africana (African savanna elephant), 1240 nucleotides. RefSeq names its product HLA class II histocompatibility antigen, DQ beta 1 chain-like. Gene Ontology annotation, cellular component: MHC class II protein complex; membrane. Gene Ontology annotation, biological process: immune response; antigen processing and presentation. The transcript is spliced from 6 exons. NCBI's taxonomy places the organism in Eukaryota, Metazoa, Chordata, Mammalia, Proboscidea, Elephantidae. The coding region runs from base 99 to 905 and encodes 268 amino acids. The record is from RefSeq and is a predicted model, not a curated record.
AACAUUCAUAGGUCUUUACUCUCUGAGGUGGGUACCAUCAGAUCCCUUAGGUGCGAGCUGUGUUGACUGCCAUUACUCAUUUUCCCUUGUUCUCAAUUAUGUGUGAGAAGAUGGCUCUGCACACCCCCAGAGGCCUUUGGACAGCAGCUGCGAUGGUCAUGCUGAUGCUGAGCACCCCAAUGACUGAGGGCAGAGACUCUCCAGAGGAUUUCGUGGUCCAGUUUAAGGGCCUCUGCUACUUCACCAACGGGACGGAGCGGGUGCGGCUUGUGGUCAGAUACAUCUAUAACCGGGAGGAGAUCGUGCGCUUCGACAGCGACGUGGGGAAGUUCGUGGCCCUGACGCCGCUGGGGCGGCCGACCGCCGAGUACUGGAACAGCCAGAAGGACUACAUGGAGGAAGUGAGGGCCUGUGUGGACACGGUGUGCAGACACAACUACCGGAUUGAGGAGAGCUUCACGGUGCAGCGGCGGGUGGCGCCUGAAGUGACCAUCUCUCCAGCCAGGACAGAGACCAUAAACCACCACAACCUGCUGGUCUGCACAGUGACAGAUUUCUAUCCAGGCCAAGUCAAAGUCUCGUGGUUUCGGAAUGACCAGGAGGAGACGGCUGGCGUUGUGUCCACUCCCCUUAUUAGGAAUGGUGACUGGACCUUCCAGAUCCUUGUGAUGCUGGAAAUGACUCCCCAGAGUGGAGAUGUCUACACCUGCCACGUAGAGCACCCCAGCCUCCAGAGCCCCAUUGUGGUGGAGUGGCGGGCACAGUCUGAAUCUGCCCAGAGCAAGAUGCUGAGUGGUGUCGGAGGCUUUGUGCUGGGGCUGGUCUUCCUCGGGCUGGGCCUUAUCAUCCAUCACAGGAGCCAGAAAGGACUUCGUGGGUCUCCACCAACAGGGCUCCUGCACUGACUCCUAAGGAUGUUUUAACUAGGAUUGCUUCUCGUUAUCCUGUAAUGCCUGCCUUGUCUUGCUCAGAAUUCCAGCUGCCUGUGUCUGCUUGGUCCCCCUAUGAGAUCUGAGUCCUGCAGUGGUUCGCACACAGCUGCAAGGUCACCUCGUGUGACCCCUGCCCCAGGAUCUAUCUGGCUGUGACUCUGGUUCCUGCACUGACCCAGGAGCUUCUGCCGUGUGUGCUGCCAGCUGCGUCUACACAGACCCCAUGGAGUUUUCCGUUUCUGUUCCCCCCACAGACUGCUCAAGAGAUACACAGUGAACCCAUUUAACUGACUAUAGAGCUUUUUUUU